AUGGGUAUUCUUGCUGUACUUGCUCUACCAUUGUUUCUCUUAGGGAUCAGUGGRAUUAUUUACAUUUACCAGUCAGUCAGAUGGCUGUUGUCCAAGUCAGCRGUGCAGAACAAGGUAGUGGUGAUCACGGAUGCCAUCUCUGGACUAGGCAAGGAAUGUUCUCGUGUGUUUCAUGCAGGAGGAGCAAGGCUUGUGUUGUGUGGCAGGACAUGGGAAAAGUUAGAAGCCUUGUAUGAUGCCUUAAUUAGUGUGACAGACCCCAGCACGACAUAUGCACCAAAGCUCAUACUUCUGGAUAUCUCAGACAUAAGCUGCAUUCGAGAUGUAGCUAAGGAAAUCCUGAAUUGCUAUGGCUGUGUGGAUAUACUGAUCAACAAUGCAAGUAUGAAAGUGAAAGGAGCAGUGCAGAGCAUUUCAUUGGAACUGGAUAAAAAGAUCAUGGAUGCCAACUAUUUUGGGCCUAUAACAUUAACAAAAGCCAUUCUUCCUAACAUGAUCUCAAGAAGAACUGGCCAAAUUGUUCUAAUUAACAGCAUCCAAGGGAAAAUUGGAAUCCCAUUUCGUGCAGCUUAUGCUGCUUCRAAGCAUGCUGCUGUAGGCUUUUUUGAUUGUCUUAGAGCUGAAAUGGAAGAAUUUGAUAUUUCWGUCAGCACUGUGAAUCCAACCUUCAUCUGUUCAUACCAUCGCCAACCAGCACCAGGCAACUGGGAGGCAUCUAUUUGGAAAUUCUUUUUCAGGAAGGUGUCCUAUGGUGUGCACCCAGUGGAGGUGGCAGAGGAGGUGCUGCACACAGUGAGCAGGAAGAAGCAGGAGGUGCUUAUGGCAAAUCCCAUCCCCAGAGCAGCAGUUUACAUUCGAACCUUCUUCCCUGAGCUGUUUUUUGCCAUUGUUGCCUCAGGGAUUAGGGAAAAGCUGAAGACAGAAGAGGAAAAUUGAUUUUGUUAUUUUCCUUGCUUUUGACCUGAAAAAAGGGGCUCUUUUUUAAAUGUGAGUGAUUUCUGCUGCUUGCUAUGGGUAGAAUAAAGCUACUAUCAUUGACACACACAUUCAUCUAUAAAGCUUCUACUCUUCCAGUUUUAGAGAAUAUGACAAUAUGCCAUUGUUUGUAUUAUAAUGGCAUGGGAAAAGCUCUACUAGAACUCUAUCAAAAUAUAAGACAGUGAUUCCCAAUCUAAAUAGGUAGAUCAAAGUCAGGGGACAUGGAAUAACUUCCUGGAAUAGCCAUCAGUGUCAGAACUGAUGGGAACCUACAGGAGCAAAGGAAUGGGCAAAYAGGUGUAUGUGGGAGACAGAUGAGUAAAAAUCAGUGAAAAAUGGACUUAAAGCUUCGCUCGGUGUGUUCCUCAGAUGUGAUUUUUGGAAGGAUUCUUGCAGGAUAUGCAACUAGAAAGCCCAGUAAAGGCUUAUCUAGUUCAAUAUCCCAUCCAAAACAGGACCCUGAAAAGAUGGACUAUUAGAAUGGUACAAUAUUAUGGAAUGAAUCCCUGUGUUACAGUCUU
Messenger RNA from Malurus melanocephalus (red-backed fairy wren), 1499 nucleotides. RefSeq names its product dehydrogenase/reductase 7C (gene DHRS7C). Bases 1 to 936 code for a protein of 311 amino acids. The record is from RefSeq and is a predicted model, not a curated record. Gene Ontology annotation, biological process: regulation of release of sequestered calcium ion into cytosol by sarcoplasmic reticulum. Gene Ontology annotation, molecular function: all-trans-retinol dehydrogenase (NAD+) activity. NCBI's taxonomy places the organism in Eukaryota, Metazoa, Chordata, Aves, Passeriformes, Maluridae. Gene Ontology annotation, cellular component: sarcoplasmic reticulum membrane. The transcript has 6 exons.